Messenger RNA from Adineta steineri, 777 nucleotides. The record is from the annotation of a GenBank genome assembly. Lineage: Eukaryota; Metazoa; Rotifera; Eurotatoria; Adinetida; Adinetidae.
AUGGCAGAACAACAUGAUCAUCAACAUCAUCAUCAUCAUCACCAUCACAAUCAUGAUUAUGAAAAAGCAAAUGCAGAUCUUUUUACUGAAUAUGCAAAAACUUAUCGUACUGAAUUCUCCUGUGAAAUAGCUAAACGAUGUGCAUCAUAUAUUUUACAAAAAUAUCCUUUCGAUUCAAGUAAAACAGAAGUACUUGAUUUUGCUUGUGGACCUGGUCUGGUUGCAUUUGAACUUUUACCACAUACUAAACGUAUUGUAGGUGCUGAUUUAGCACAAGGAAUGGUAGAUGUUUUUAAUCAAAGUGUCGAACAUCAAGGAAUAUCAUCAGAUAAAUUACAUUGUGUUCAUACUGAUGCUUUGAAAGGUGAUCAAUCUGAUCUUAAUGGUUCACUCUUCGAUGUUAUUAUUUGUAUACAAGCAUAUCAUCAUUUUAAAGAUCCAACAGAUAUAACUCGUGCACUUUCUCAACGGCUUAAAUCAAAAGGACGUCUGAUGAUUAUUGAUUUUAUUGAUGAUAAUGAGACGAACAAAGUUUUUCAACAAUCACAACAUGAAGCACAUGCUGAUAUAGUUGCUCAUAGACAUGGUUUUUCAUCUGAACAAAUAAUUAAUAUGUUUAAAGCAGCUGAUUUACAAAAUCCUCAAGUCGAGAAAGCAUUUCAAAUGUCAAAAUCUGAAAUGAAAACUUAUCAAGGUCAUGAAGUAUUCGGUAAAGCAAUGAACAGUGACAUCGAUUUUAUAUUAAAGUAUUUUAUUGCUUAUGCUGACAAAGCUUAA